Molecule: messenger RNA, 2370 nt
Organism: Rhopalosiphum padi (bird cherry-oat aphid)
Lineage: Eukaryota; Metazoa; Arthropoda; Insecta; Hemiptera; Aphididae
Gene: aos
Product: protein giant-lens
Exons: 4
Coding region: 577-1500 (307 amino acids)
Source: RefSeq, a predicted model, not a curated record
AACGCGCGCGGCAACUGCAACAGCAGCAGCAGACGACGACGACGACGACACACACACAGACACACCGACCGCGAUCGUCAACGGUCACACACGCGCUUUGGUGUCAGACACGAGUCAGCCGCUCCGCGUCGAUCUUUUCUACACACACGUAAUUAUAGUAAUAUUAUUAUUAAUAUUGUGCGCGAUAUCGUUUCGCUGUUAUUUUUCCGCGACGUCUUUCACGGAUGCGUCUUGUGCGUUAUCGCGAUUUUAACGAAAAGUACACAAUAAAUUCGUGAUUUUCAGUUAAUUUUUUUUGGGUGCGUUUUUUUUCGCGCGUUUUGCCGACGCGUUUCAUUCGGAUUUCAAAAUACAAUACAUUAGACAUCUUUCGCCGCGUACGAAAUAUGCAAAAGAUUUGAAAAAAAAAACAACCGUAAUAAUAAUACUGUGUAAUAUAUUAUUUGUAUACACGUACGUAUAUAAAAUAUAUAUACGGAACACGCGCGCGCACGACGACAAGUGCUCAUCGCCGACGGACGUUUACCGGUCGUUUGGGUUCGCGUGAAAAUCGUUUUGGGGGGCCGGUGAUGCGUGAUGGUCGGACCACGCGUGGUAACGGUGAUGUUUCGCAUGGCGGUUGCGUUGACGUUGGUAGCGACUGCGGUGGCGGCCGCAGAAGCGUUGGAGUCCGUGGAGUCCGGCGUCGCGGCCAUGGAGUUCACGAUUAACGGCAGCAACAACAACAUCGAAAACAGCAGCAGCAACAACAACAACGGCAGCGAGAGCAGCCACGACGACCGGCGGCCAACGACCGGGUUACUCGCGACCGUCGACCAACAACCACCGCAGCAACAGCCGCAGCCCAGGAGGUUCAGACACGAAGCGUCCGCUGUCAGAGUCUUGUACCAGACCGGGAGUUCUGAGGAAGAGUUGCCGGUGUGCGAAAAGUGGGCGGUGUGCAGCAAGGUGGACAUGUAUCAAUGGCCGUGGGUGGAGAGGCAGUGCAGGUGUCCACCGGGCGUGCCGCCGUGCUCGCAAAUGCUGUCGCCGGCUGACGGGCACACCAUCACCGACAAAACGAGGCAGUUCAAGCUAUGCGAACCCAUCAAGAUGUUACCCAAAUGUCGUUACUUUCGCGACAUGGCGUGGACACUCCGAAGCGAGGGUAACGGUACGCUGCAGACGGUUCACUGUCACUGUCCCAAAGGUUCGGUUGCCUACUUACUGAAGCGGCAAGCGUACCAGACCGAGUCCAAACAGAUCGGCUAUCAGUAUUCGUUCGCGUGCUCCCCACAAAGCAGGCUCCGAUGCCAGCGGAAAGAACCUUGUCGGCUAUUCACGGUGCGAAAGCGUCAGGAAAUGGUGGACGAGGUCAACACUAACACGUUGUGUCAGUGUCCGCCGGAACAUGCGUGCCCGUCUCAUCACACAGAUGCAGGAGUGAUACAGAGCAAGAACUAUUCGGAAGAGAACAUCCGAACUUACAGCGGAUAUUGUAUGCAACCGUCGACCAACUAAACCAUUCAUGUACCCUCGCUCAUGCCCUUCCGCCCGUUAACUAUCCAAAUACUUGGACAGUGACCGACAAAGGGUCGUUUUUUAAAUUAUUUUGAUUAAUUCGUCUAUAUUUUUUUCAUUACGACGAUAUUAUUAUUAUAUAUAUAUAUUAUAUAUAUUUUUAUUAUUCUUAAAAUUUUUUCCCGGCGGACAAAACGAAAUUAUACGGAAUAUCUCUUGGCGAUUUUAACUAAGUAUUCGAUUUCCGGGAGUUAUUUUUUUAUAUUUUUUCUUUGUUUUGUUGUAAUAAAUCAAAAAAGAAGAGCAUUUUUUUCCUACAGAAAUUACAAAUUAUUUAUAUUUUAUUCAACUAAAUUAUUUUUAUACCAAAAUCAUUAUGAUAAAUAUUAACAUUAAUAAUAUAUGUUUUAUCGUGUAAAUAUUUUACUACAUCGAUAAUGGUUUAUUAUUAUUCUUUUUUUUUUUAUACGAUGUUCUUGUUAUUUAAAUGUUUAGAAUGUUUUUCUUUUAGACUUUAUUAGGACUAUUAUUAUUAUUAUUAUUAUUAUUUUUUUUUUUUUAAUGAAAAACAUCAUUAUUUUUACCUUUAUUGUAAUCUUGUGUAAAUAAUUAUUAUUAUUUUAUAAUUUGAGUGAGUUGUACAAUACAUUUAUUUCUUGUGAAAUUUUAAAGACGUUGAUUUUCAAAAAAAAAAAAAAAACUAUUUAUAUUAAAACUUACAAGCACAUAUCAAGUUUAUACCUAAUGUUGAUAUACUUUUUAUAUGUAUAAAUAUUAAAUUCGUCAUAAAUAUUGUCCAUUUUUUUACAACAUCAGACAACAAAAUACAAAAUAUAUAACAUAAUAUUAUGUUGUGUAGUAUCAUUUAAA